AGCUAGGAGGGCCGCGCUAUGUCUCGCCAGAACGUGGUUCGCCUGUCCCCAAACACGCCUGCCCAUGCUGUCUGCGUGUUGGGUACUGAGAUCAUCUUGGACCUCAGUGGGGGUGCACCGGAAAACUGCGAGUUCUUCACCAUCAGUGGCUCCCAGAGGGUCCUACUCAGUGUGUCCAAUGUGGUCAUUACCAAGGAGGAGUGGGCCACCGUCUGUAAGCCCCUGUCUGAUGCCAAAUCCGUGCUGGUGAAGAUGGUAUCACCCAGUCCUGCUGAACAUGAGGACAAGGUUUUGGUCUCCUAUUACCGUUCCGAGGAGGAGAGUCCCACAGCCAAGGCUGUGCUAUACAUCACGGGCAUCGAGGCCUCCCUGGAGGUGGACAUCUACCGCAACGGGCAAGUCCAGGUGCCAAAGGACAAGCAGGCCAAGGACCAGUGGGUGUGGGGCCCCAACGGCUGGGGCCCCAUUGUGCUGGUGAAUGUCCGCCCUGCAGACCUGGGCCAGAGAGACAAUGGUGACAGCAAGGUGUUCUUCUCAGAUGAGAUAAAGAACCUGUCUCGGAUGACACUGAACCUUCAAGGUCCCAGCUGUAUCUUGAAGAAGUACCGGCUGGUCCUCCACACGUCCAAGGAAGAGUCGGAGAAGGCGCGCGUCUACUGGCCCCAGAAAGACAGCUCUGAUGCCUUCAAGCUGGUGCUGGGGCCUGGCCAGCACUCCUACACCUUGCCCCCUCUUGAGAAGCCUUUGAAGGAGACCUUCUACGUUGAAGCCACCGAGUUCCCAUCCACCAGCUUCCCGGGCCUCAUCUCCUACUCUGUCUCCCUGGUGGAGGAAUCCCAGGACACGUCGAUUCCAGAGACCCCAGUAUACAAGGACACGGUUGUGUUCCGGGUAGCUCCUUGCAUCUUCCUUCCCAGCACCCAGAUGCCCCUCGAGGUGUACCUGUGCAGGGAGCUGCAGCUCCACGGUUUUGUGAACACGGUAACCGAGCUAAGUGAGAAGAGUAGCAGCCAGCUGGCCUCCGUCUACGAAGACCCUAACCGCCUCGGCAGGUGGCUCCAGGAUGAGAUGGCCUUCUGCUAUGCCCAGGCUCCGCACAAGACCGUCUCCUUCAUCCUUGACACCCCUCGGGCCACCUUACUGGAAGACUUCCCGAUGAAGUACUCGCUGAGCCCUGGCAUCGGCUAUGUGACCCAGUGUACUGAGGACCACCGAGUAGCCAGCAUGGACUCCAUCGGGAACCUGAUGGUAUCCCCACCUGUCACGGUGCAGGGGAAGGAAUAUCCCCUUGGCAGGAUCCUCAUCGGCAGCAGCUUCUACCCCAGUGAGGAGAGCCGGGCCAUGGGUAAGCCCCUCCGGGACUUCCUCUAUGCUCAGCAGGUCCAGGCACCAGUAGAGCUCUUCUCUGAUUGGCUGAUGACAGGCCACGUGGACGAGUUCAUGUGCUUCCUCCCCACGGACAAACAGAGUGGGAGUGGAAAGGGCUUCCUGCUGCUACUGGCCAGCCCCAGUUCCUGCUACACCCUCUUCGAAGAGAAGCAGAAGGAAGGCUAUGGGGAUGCAAUGUUGUUCGGGGAUGUGAGAGGGGACCAGCUCCUUUCUAACGGGAGGGAGUCCCGAAGCAUCAGCAAGUUGCUCGCUGAUGAAGACCUGAGGAAGCAGAAUGACUAUGUGGAGAAGUGCCUCCGCCUGAACCGCGCCAUCCUGAAGUCGGAACUGGGCCUAGUGGAGGAGGACAUCCUGGAUGUCCCUCAGCUGUUCUGCCUGGAGAAGCUGACCAAUGUCCCCUCUGAGCAGCAGAGCGAGAAGCCCUUGGCGAGGCCAUACUUCCCUGAUCUGCUGCAGAUGAUUGUGAUGGGCAAGAACCUAGGGGUCCCCAAGCCCUUCGGGCCCCAGAUCAAAGGCACCUGUUGCCUGGAGACAGAACUGUGCCGCCUGCUGGAUCCCCUGGGCUUCAAGUGUACCUUCAUUGGUGACUUCGACUGCUACUUGACCGCCGUGGGAGACUUCUGCGCCUGCGCCAACAUCCGCCGGGUGCCUUUUGCCUUCAAGUGGUGGAACAUGAAACCCUAGGGCAGGC
Molecule: messenger RNA, 2080 nt
Organism: Ochotona princeps (American pika)
Lineage: Eukaryota; Metazoa; Chordata; Mammalia; Lagomorpha; Ochotonidae
Gene: PADI6
Product: peptidyl arginine deiminase 6
Exons: 16
Coding region: 19-2073 (684 amino acids)
Cellular component (GO): cytoplasm
Molecular function (GO): calcium ion binding; protein-arginine deiminase activity
Source: RefSeq, a predicted model, not a curated record